CUGAGGGUGAGGGGUUUAUCUAAUGACAGGUUUGUUCCUCACAGUUCGACACGAUUCCAGAAACCGUGGGCUCUCCGAACAGCGUCACACUGAAAGCCUUCACCAUGCACAUGGAGGAGGUGAUUGAGAGUAAAGUGAUGGAGGACCCUUCUGCUGAAGGUGAAGAUGGUUUGGUGACAGUCUCAGGUCUGUACACACAAAACCCUUUACAGCGCAGCGUCAGUCAGCUCAUUGACAAGAAAGACGAGGAAUCAUGGGAGCCACACUUCAGACGCCUCGACAGCGGCCUGUUUGAAGGUGAGGAGUUUGUGGACACCAUCAAAGGCUUCAGCACAGUCAGGAAGGAACACACCAUGUUCACCGACACCAACCUUUGACCUUCAUCAUCAGCACUGUCUCCAAACAUCAUCUCAGAACGGAGCGGAAAAUGAACUGAACUGAUCUGGUGCAUUCAGAACUGCUCUGGGACUUUAUGGACUCGUGAUACCAACAGGAGGAAACAUGAUUAUACAGCGACAUUAAUAUGAAACCAGUAUGAACCGAUGAAUGUAUUUUACAGGUUUCAUUGAAAGAGAAUGAUGUGCGUCAAAUCAGUCGCUGUAGAGAUCAAAUACUUUAAUGGUUGUGGGUGAAAUAACUCAACAGGAGAGCCAACGCAAAUACAAUUACAAAUAGAAAUUUCACAUGUUGCUUAAGUGGAAAUGAUAAGCACAGAACGGUAACAAAACUCUUGAGACAUUUACA
This is a messenger RNA of Carassius auratus (goldfish), 744 nucleotides long. Its product is annotated as usherin-like. The record is from RefSeq and is a predicted model, not a curated record. The transcript has 3 exons. NCBI's taxonomy places the organism in Eukaryota, Metazoa, Chordata, Actinopteri, Cypriniformes, Cyprinidae. Bases 105 to 377 code for a protein of 90 amino acids.